Cladophialophora psammophila CBS 110553 is the source of this 168-nucleotide messenger RNA. RefSeq lists its product as uncharacterized. Gene Ontology annotation, biological process: proton motive force-driven ATP synthesis. NCBI's taxonomy places the organism in Eukaryota, Fungi, Ascomycota, Eurotiomycetes, Chaetothyriales, Herpotrichiellaceae. Bases 1 to 168 code for a protein of 55 amino acids. The record is from RefSeq and is a predicted model, not a curated record. The transcript is spliced from 2 exons. Gene Ontology annotation, molecular function: proton transmembrane transporter activity.
AUGCCCGGUUUCAUUCCCAAGAAGUUCCCCGGCAAAGUUGCUGAGCCGAUGGUGCCUUUCUACGCUGCUGGUCUUAUUGUCCUGUAUGCCAUCAAUGCUGGUGCAAAUGCCAUGAUGAACUGUAAGCCCCAUCUCCUCUACCACCUCUCAUUACGGGAUUCCCGUUGA